AAGUGCAGCUCUGGUGCUUCUCCACUCGUCUCAUCAAUGCAGCUUUCAUUCUCUCUCGGUGGGGCAAGAUGGAAGCUGUACAGAAGGACCACUGGUACUUCGUGGUACUCAUCUUUCUUCCUUUUCUUAAAGUUGCUGUCCAGCAGAUGGAGGCUGCUACAGUCCGUCUGGAGGAAGGGAUGGUUCUCAACUGUUUGUGUCCCUGGGACGGCAACCUCAGCAUGGUGUCCUGGACCAAAGUACCAGACAAAGAUCCGGUAGCUAUUUUCCAUCCAGAGUAUGGAGUGGUCUUUUCUCACCAUUACCGGGAAAGGAUAGAGUUCCUGAGGACCACGCCUAUGGACGGAAGUAUUUCCAUGAGGAAUGUCACUCACCAGGAUAUCGGGGUUUACCACUGCUCUGUUCAGACCUUCCCUCAAGGCCCCUGGACAAGGAACAUUCAGGUGGAAGAUUUAGAUGAGCCCCCAGAGGAAGACAACAGCACAGGGUCCCCCACCCCAGAGGUGAUCAAGACGGACACAGAGUUGUUGGCAGAGCCGGACAACAACCUGACCAUCAGCUGUAACCACGAGCACAAUGGUACCGUUUACCAGGUCAUUUUGGAGAAGAUGCCAUAUGGCCAGCCCUGGGGCAUUAUCGGUGUGUGUAAGAAGGUGGAAGGGGGCCUGUUGGGCGAGGACUACAGCGACAGGGUCAGGGUCAGCUGUGCAGACAGCCUGGAUGUCAGUCUGCACCUGACGGGUGUGGUGCAGGAAGAUGGUGGUUUCUACCGCUGCACCUUCAGCACAGAUGCAGGGGUGCGGACCACCACUGUGCUGCUCACUGUGCCCCCUCCAGGUGGAUUCAGCCUAUCUGUGUACAUGAUGUAUAUUUACAUUGGGGCUGGAGCUGCUGGGCUUAUUCUACUUAUUGCCAUCAUCAUACUAGCGGUGAAGCACAGAACGAACCCUGGAGCGUUUGGUAGGAUAGUCCGAUUCGUUUGGGCUGGUGUGAAGGCUCAUCUGAAACCUCACCUCAUCAGGAAGAAGAACAGGAGAGAGGAGUACAGAGUCAAACUGCACCCAUCUCAAAGACAGCCAAACUUCUAUGAGAACAUCUCUGUGUGUCCCAGGAUGGCAAAGGAGUCCAGGCAGAUACAAAAUUGCCCAGUCUAUGCCAACCUACAGACUGCACGAUCACACAAAACCAAACGUCAGCUUCAUAAUAAAUGAGCAUACAUAAAAUUUGACGCACUGCAUAAUGUGAAUGUGUAGGCUUUCACACACAAAGCAGAUUGAUUCCCAGUGGCUUAAAAAAAAAAGUAUUUAGACCCCUUCCCUUUUUGCACACAUUAUGGUAAUUUUCAGUGGAUAGAAUUGCAAUUUCUCAAUCUCAGUGUUGGUCAUCUUACUUUAAAAAAGUAAUUUGUUACAGUUAUAAAUAACUUCUCCCAAAAAGU
Molecule: messenger RNA, 1438 nt
Organism: Perca fluviatilis (European perch)
Lineage: Eukaryota; Metazoa; Chordata; Actinopteri; Perciformes; Percidae
Gene: cd226
Product: CD226 molecule
Exons: 7
Coding region: 69-1211 (380 amino acids)
Biological process (GO): positive regulation of T cell receptor signaling pathway; positive regulation of mast cell activation; positive regulation of immunoglobulin mediated immune response
Cellular component (GO): external side of plasma membrane
Source: RefSeq, a predicted model, not a curated record